AGUUCAAUGCUUGUUCUGUUUUUUAUUUUACGCGUUUUUUAAUCAAUACUUAUAUCACUUUGGUAGUUUUCUCCAUCUAAAAAAACACUAACACCUCAACCAUGCAAGGACAACCUCCCGUCCAUAAUCUACAACAGCAACAUUUCCAUUAUCAACAAAAACAUCAACAACAAAAACAACAACAUCAACAACAACAAAAACAUCAACAACAGCUCCAACAACAAAAACAGUUCCAACAGAAACAGUUCCAACAAAAACAGUUUCAGCAAAAACAGUUCCAACAAAAACAAAUUCAGCAAAAACAGUUGGUUCAACAGCAACAGCCACAACAGCCCCAGCUUCAGCUCCAACUCCAGCUCCAGCAACCGCAGCCUCCCCAACAACCGCAACUCCAACAACAGCAACAACAGCAGCAGCCAGAGCCAAAGAGACUCACUCAAGAGGAACGUCGUAAAAUUGAAGAAAGAUUAAAAUACGCAACAUAUGAAGAACGUAGAGAAUAUUAUAUAAGAGAAUACGCUGAUUUCAUAUAUUAUUCUCCAAGAUAUUACGAUGAUAUUUCUGAAUAUAGACACGUUACUCUACCAAAAGAAAUUGCUCAAUUCUUACCUCCCAAUAAAUUAUUAUCAGAGGAUGAAUGGAGAAGUUAUGGCGUAAUUCAAUCUCAAGGUUGGGAACAUUAUUUAAUUCACUCUCCUGAACCUCACAUCUUACUCUUUAAACGUGAAAAGGAUUAUCAAUUAAAAUAUCCCGUUCCAAAUCAAAAUCAAAAUCCAAAUGAAAAUCCAAAUGAAAAUCCGCAAUAAAUCACGACUCUUGAAUAGUUAGAUAAAUAUAGGGUUCGUAUUUUAUAAUGUGAGAUGGGAAAUGAGAUUAAAAAAUUUUCGUUUUUUUAUAAUUUUAGUUGAUUUUCUUUAUAAAUAAAGAAUGUGAAAUAUUUUAAAUUUUGCGUUAGUCAAAUAAUCAAAUCAAAAUAAUCUUAAUUAACAAUACGUAAACCUUAUUGAUACAUUUUCAAAAUUUUCAAAGGAAUUAUUUGCAAGAUAUAGUUCUUAGAUGUUAGACAAUCCGGUAAACAGUGCGUGAUUCAAAAAAUUUAACAAGGGUUAAUCAAAAAGAGAAUUGUAUUUAUCUACAAUUUAUAUGGAUUUUUACGUGCAAUAUGAGUUCAAUUUCAUGCUAUAAAUGACAUACAAUGCAUUAAGCUCGUGGACAGUAUACGUAUAACAAAUAAAAAG
Molecule: messenger RNA, 1238 nt
Organism: Rhizophagus irregularis DAOM 181602=DAOM 197198
Lineage: Eukaryota; Fungi; Glomeromycota; Glomeromycetes; Glomerales; Glomeraceae
Biological process (GO): regulation of mitotic cell cycle
Cellular component (GO): cyclin-dependent protein kinase holoenzyme complex; SCF ubiquitin ligase complex
Molecular function (GO): cyclin-dependent protein serine/threonine kinase activator activity; histone binding; protein kinase binding
Source: RefSeq, a predicted model, not a curated record